Molecule: messenger RNA, 1722 nt
Organism: Aspergillus saccharolyticus JOP 1030-1
Lineage: Eukaryota; Fungi; Ascomycota; Eurotiomycetes; Eurotiales; Aspergillaceae
Product: cytochrome P450
Exons: 5
Coding region: 1-1722 (573 amino acids)
Molecular function (GO): heme binding; iron ion binding; oxidoreductase activity, acting on paired donors, with incorporation or reduction of molecular oxygen
Source: RefSeq, a predicted model, not a curated record
AUGUCUGUGCCAACGCUACUCCUCGCUCUUUUACCUCUCCUAGCAAUAUACCUGUGGCAACGGCUCCGAUAUCUGCGAUUCAACCAGCAUGCCUCCUGGCCGCAGCUCCCCCCUUCCCUCCUCUGGGGCCACAUGAAAGCAUUGAACGAGUUCGUCAAGCGCGGGGAACCGCGUAGGCAUAUCGAUCACGUAUUCGGGGAGAUACAGCAGUCUCUCGGCAACCCGCCGCUGUUUCUUGUCGACCUUCGCCCUGUCGUGGGCGUUAUCGGCAUAGUGUGCAACCAUGAGGUCGCAGAGCAAGUCUCGAGGAGCACCAAGGCCUUUCCCUACAGCAUGAGCAAGUCUCCAACAAUGAAACCGCUGGAGCCGCUACUGGGGCCGCAUUCGGUGAUAACCGCCGAGGGCGAACAAUGGAAAGCUCUACGCAAGCGCUAUAAUCCGGGCUUUGCUCCGCAGCACCUUCUUACGCUGCUGCCUUGUAUUAUUGAUAAGGCACGGAUCUUCAUUCAGUGUCUGGAUAAGUACGUGCAGACUGGCGAGGAGUUCUCUCUUGAGGACCGCUGCACCAGUCUAACGCUGGACAUCAUUGGAGCCGUCACGAUGGACACCGACCUGAACGCCCAACUUCCCACCAACCAACAAAGUCAACUCGCCCACCGCUACCGGCAAUUACUUGCCAGCUACGGCCGCGACGGCAAGGCCAGCAGCUUCCAUCCAACGGGGCUUCUGAAACCUUUCAUCCUGCUCCGUCGCAAAAUCCUCGUCCACCAGAUCGACCUCCUGCUCAAAACCCACAUCGAGACAAAAUUCGCUGAGCUGCAGACCACCACAAAUAAGUCAUUCUCCCGAAGUAUCCUCGGCCUCAGUCUCCAAGACAUCGAUUAUCUCACUCCCCGCAUUAUCCACGAAACCGCCGACCAGCUCAAAUCAUUCUUGUUCGCCGGCCACGACACCACUAGCAUACUACUGCAGUGGACGUUCUACGAACUCAGCCGCACCCCGCGUGUGCUGGACGCUGUCCGCCGCGAGCUGGAUGCGAUCUUCGGGAAGGAGACGUCCUCUUCGCCGGCCGCUGUCGCGGAGAUCUUGCUCGCUGGGGGCGACGAGUAUCUGUCGCAGAUGACGUAUAUCGCGGCGGUGAUCAAGGAGGUCCUUCGAUUACAUCCCCCCUCAGGAACGGCCCGUUACAUGCCGCCUGGCACGGGGUUCACGGUGACUCUUCCUGACGGGCAGACGAUGUGUCUUGAUGGGGUGGUUAUCUACGGUUGUGCGACGCUGGUGCAACGCGACGAGGCGGUCUUUGGCCCCACGAAGGAUGAGUUCUGGCCCGAGCGGUGGUUGGAGGGUACUAUUGCGGGUGGUGGUGCUGCUGUCAAGGGUAGCAGCCGUGCUUCCUCGGAUGAUAGUUGGGAGAAUGUUGGUGGUGCUGGUACUGAGCAGAUCCCCGUUAGUGCGUGGCGGCCCUUUGAGCGCGGUCCACGUAAUUGCAUUGGACAAGGGUUGGUCAAUCUUGAGGUCAGAGUCAUCCUGGCCUGUACUGUCCGGCGGUUCGACUUUGGGAAAGUUGGGCUUGGGGCUGUUGCUCGAGAUGCUCAGGGGGUGCCGUUGCUUGGGCCGAAGGGGCAGUUGGAAGUUGUGGAGGAAUUGUUUAAUACGAUGCAGGUGACAGCGAAACCCGUGGAUGGGACCAAGAUUAAGGUCAGGUAUGCGUCUUGGGGAUGA